AAUGGCAGACGCUCAGGAAACGGAAGUGGUGAACGGCACAACGAACCAAGAGAAUCAAGAAAACAGUAACAAUCAGCCUCAAGUUGCGGAUCAAGCUACGGGAAACGGAAAUGCCGAAGCACCCAACGCCAACGGCAACACGGAAAAUCACACCGUGCGCGAUGACGACAGAAAAUUAUUCGUUGGUGGACUAAGUUGGGAAACAUCAGACAAGGAACUCAAGGAACACUUCAGCCAGUACGGUGAUAUCGAGAGUAUCAAUGUAAAGACCGAUCCGAACACUGGCCGUUCGCGCGGUUUCGCCUUUAUCGUGUACAAAAGCGCCGACUCGAUCGAUAAGGUCGUAUCGGCGGGCGACCAUGUCAUCAACAACAAGAAGGUUGACCCCAAGAAGGCGAAGGCACGGUACGGCAAGAUCUUCGUCGGUGGGCUGACGUCGGAAAUCAGCGACGAGGAGAUCAAAACAUUCUUCGGCCAGUUUGGAAAUAUCGUGGAGAUAGAAAUGCCAUUCGAUAAGCAGAAGAACCAGCGAAAGGGAUUCUGCUUCAUCACCUUCGAUUCCGAACAGGUGGUGAACGAAUUGCUGAAGACACCAAAACAAACGAUUUCCGGCAAGGAGGUCGACGUGAAGAAAGCGACACCCAAGCCGGAUAACAUGGGCCCGAUGGGCCCGAUGGGUGGUCGUGGUGGCAUGCGUGGUCCGCCCCCGCGUGGCAUGCGUGGUGGACGUGGUGGUCCCGGUGGACCUAAAGGCGGAUACGGUCAAGGAUGGGGCGGACAAGGAUACGGCGGAUACGGCUACGGACAAGGAUACGGCGGUGGUUAUGGUGAUUAUGGUUAUGAUUACUUAACCAGAUGGUAUGGAGGCUACAAUAACGGUGGUUACGAUUUGUCCGGCGGCUAUUACAGUCAUGACUAUGGUUAUGGAGGAUACGAUGGUGGUUACAUUAACGGAGGCCGUCCGGGUGGUCCGCGAGGAGGUGGCAAGGGUGGCGCUGGUACAUAUGGAGGCGGAAAGCAAAGAGGCAAUGGUGGAGGUCGCCAACAGCGUCAUGCGCCUUAUUAAGCUGAUCAUUU
Molecule: messenger RNA, 1077 nt
Organism: Anopheles maculipalpis
Lineage: Eukaryota; Metazoa; Arthropoda; Insecta; Diptera; Culicidae
Gene: sqd
Product: RNA-binding protein squid
Exons: 7
Coding region: 2-1066 (354 amino acids)
Biological process (GO): regulation of gene expression
Cellular component (GO): nucleoplasm
Molecular function (GO): RNA binding
Source: RefSeq, a predicted model, not a curated record